Molecule: messenger RNA, 739 nt
Organism: Juglans microcarpa x Juglans regia
Lineage: Eukaryota; Viridiplantae; Streptophyta; Magnoliopsida; Fagales; Juglandaceae
Product: transcription factor bHLH131-like
Exons: 2
Biological process (GO): regulation of DNA-templated transcription
Molecular function (GO): protein dimerization activity; DNA-binding transcription factor activity
Source: RefSeq, a predicted model, not a curated record
CAUGGGCAGCAGAUCAUUCUUCAAACCAAAAUCAAAAGUCAGACCAAACAACUCAAUGCCAAGAAACACGGCGAGGCAGAGAGGAGACGUAGGAGGCGAAUCAAUGAUCAAUACCACACUCUUCACAAGAUCCUCCCAAGCUUAAUCAAAGUAAGAAAUACAAACUAUGACAAGGCAACGGUGCUUGCUGAGACGGUGAGGCAAGUGACGGAGCUGCGGAAGACAGCCUCAGAUUUGGAAGCAGUAUGCGAUGGUAGCAAUAAGGACUGCAUGUUCCCAUGCGAGGCAGACAAGCUGACUUUGGAACACUGUGAUGAUGAUUGGGAGGCGGUUAUGGUCAUGUUCAGCUGCGAGGAUAGGCCAGGAUUGAUGUCAGCCAUGGAAAGGGCACUCAGGUCAGUGCAAGGGGUGACGUCUGAGAUGGUGACAGUGGGUGGGAGGACCAAGAGUGUGUUGUGGGUGCAAGGGCUAAAUGGUGGCAAUGCUGAAGGGAUUGUAAAGCUAAGGAGAGCUUUGAAGGGAGAUCAUAGACAGGCCCAUCUUGCCAGGGAUCGCGAAGAAGCGACAGCUCGCUCGAUGAACCUUCAGUUAAUGCAUGAAUUCCAUAGCUCUAGAUACAUUCUAAGAUGGGUGGUUUAAAAAACUGAUGGUUUCUCCAAGUUCGGAUGUUUCUUCUUUUAUUUUCAAUUUCAAUUUUAUUUUCAGUUUAGUAAGUCUAUCUGAUCAUGUUGAUUGGUGA